Messenger RNA from Apis florea (little honeybee), 669 nucleotides. It is a transcript of the gene Sf3b6, whose product is annotated as splicing factor 3B subunit 6. NCBI's taxonomy places the organism in Eukaryota, Metazoa, Arthropoda, Insecta, Hymenoptera, Apidae. Gene Ontology annotation, molecular function: mRNA binding. The record is from RefSeq and is a predicted model, not a curated record. Gene Ontology annotation, cellular component: cytoplasm; nucleus.
AACGGAAAAGUACAGUGCUGCUCUCUAGUAGUAUAUACUGUAUGCAAUACGAUCUAAACUACUUGAAUCUGUUUUGACGUAUUUUGCGCGUUCUUUGUUCUUAUUUCUCGUAAUAAAUAAAAAAAUAUUUGUUUUCAAGAUGACUAUGGCUAUGCUUCAACGAAGAGCUAACGUAAGGUUACCUCCAGAAGUAAACAGAGUGUUGUAUAUAAGAAAUUUGCCAUACAAAAUUACUGCCGAAGAAAUGUAUGAUAUUUUUGGCAAAUAUGGAGCUAUUAGACAAAUUAGAGUGGGCAAUACUGCUGAAACUAGGGGAACAGCAUUUGUUGUUUACGAAGAUAUAUUUGAUGCAAAGAAUGCUUGUGAUCAUUUAAGUGGAUUUAAUGUUUGUAAUAGAUAUUUAGUAGUUUUAUAUUAUCAAAGUAAUAAAGCAUUUAAACGAGUUGAUGUAGAUAAGAAAAUGGAAGAAAUAGAUAAGUUAAAAACAAAAUAUAAUUUGAAUGAAGAAAAAAAAUAACAUAAUUCUUCAUCAAAAUGCAGAAACAGUUCAUUUUGUAAUGCAAACUUUUUAUUUAUUUAAAAAAAUUUUUCUUUAGAUUUUAUCAUUAUAAAAUAAGUAUAUGUAAAUAAUACAAAUAAUAAUUCAAUAAAUAAUUUCAUUUAUAUUCA